AAACGGAUCCAGGGAACUGCGUGACACCGGCCAGAAUUAAUUCCGCAGUCAACAAAGGACCCGGCAUGUCCGAUUACGAUUCCGGCAUUUUCCUAGUUUUCCACCUUUAGUGAAAGACUCGGUAUAAAAAAACUUACUACUCGCGUAUAUAUAGGGUGAUAGAGAAGUGAAUCAAAGGACAAUGGGGUGCAACACCAGCAAGGAAACCGCAUUGAAAACCGGCGAAAAUGAGGGAAAUAGUGCCGACAAUGAGGUGAAAAGUGAGGAUAAGAAGGAGCAACAGGAGGGUGGGGGUGAAAAUUCAACAGAGUUAACAAGUCCGGAUUCGAGAGCAUCCUCGGCGAAAACUGUCACACUCAAAGCCAACGGAUCAGCUGUAACGGAAGAGAGAGAAAAAGAGAGUCACACCAAACCAAGAAUUGAGGAGGAAGCGGCAACAAAGAUACAAGCAGUUUUUCGAGGACACAAAACGAGACAGAGCAUGAAACAGCCACAAGCCCAACCCACUGAGAGUAAGGAGCCCACGCGUGAGGAGUUGGAAAACGAAUUUAGGCUGGAUGACGCAGAGCUGUGCCAUGCGGCCACAAAGAUCCAGGCGUCGUUCCGGGGGCAUAUGAGCAGGAAAACUAUGGAAAACGACGGGAAAAAGGGCGAGGGGUCUAAGGAGAACAAAGAGGAGGAGCUGGACAUUGACUUGACAGAUCCGGACUUGAACAAGGCCGCGUCCAAGAUCCAGGCCUCGUUCCGGGGUCACAUGAUGAACCGCAAGGACGACAACGGAGCUGCGUCCUCGAAUUAAAAUUAAAAAAAAAAAAGCCUCGAACGCAGCUUUUUCCAGAAUUUUCGAGAAAACGCGUGUUCAAUUAAAUAAGUCACACAUUGUAAUUGAGUUUUAGGUACCUCAGACGUGAUCUCUUGUAAUCCGGUAACCCUGAGCAAUUUUUUCUAUAUAUACAUACAUAUAUAUAUAUAUAUAUAACUAAGCCCUCCCUUCCCUUCCCCCUCCCCCCCUCCGUCACCCCCCGUCUCCUUUUUACUCAAAUAUGAUUUUUACGAGACCCAGUUGUACUUCGGGUGGCAACAACGCCAGCGGCGCUUUGUGCUGCGUGCGCAUAGCGGCGUUGCCAAGUCGGUUUUUAGUUAAAAAAACUGUAUAUUUAAAGUGAUACGACUUACGUCAAUUUAUGCCAAAAUUCUGGGUCUUUUUUUUGUUUUUUUGGAUUUUAACUGGAAAAAAUUCAAUUUUUUUUUCGGUUAAAAUUCGCUCCUCUAAAGUGGUUUUUAAAAUUUGCACCCUACUUGAACGGUAAAGUUUUACCUAAAAACGUGUUAGUUUCGGCCAAAAUCCGUAUAAAAUACCAACUAUGGUACUAUGUAAGAUUAGACGAGCAUUAGAGAGUAUUAUUAUGACGUGAAGUGUAUGAAUUUGAGGUUAAGUCAUUAUUUAAGUGCGGUCCUGUCCCGUCGUAUUUUGUGGCGCAUGCGCAGCAAAAAUUGCGCGCAAUCUUUGCGGCGCAGACUAAAUUGCGCACCAAGAAUCCACGCGAUCAAUAAGACGAGAUUGUCAGAAAUAAAUUUAAAAAAAAAUAGUGAGGUUAAGUCACUAAUUUUGACAAUUAAAUACAAAAGUCUGGCUCUGUUUUUCCAUAUUUCGUGACAUAUAAACAGCCGAAAUUGCGCAAUCUAGUUGCGACGCAGACUGUAUUGCGCAACAGAAUGUUCCACGUGAAUAAUGGGUGUGGUCUUUACUAAACUCAUUGUUUUUGUUUUUUAAAUUGUAAGCAAAGAUGGCGACCAUUGCGCAAAUUCUGUCACUUGUAUGCAAGAAAAUUCAUAACUUACAAUAAACCAGACAAAACGGUUCUAUAAGAGCAUCUGCGCUCCUACAACUAAAGUUGCGUAAUCUGCUGGCUGCAUAGAUGAAGUUGCGCAACGAAAGUGCGACGCGAGUACUUAAAAACUGCAAUUUCCAAUGAGAACUGACGUGCUCUUAAUGCGCAUGCUGCUUUGGUUGCGCAACAUCUCCGCCCCCUAACGGUGGUAAAUUGAACUUCUGUAGAAGCGAAACGGUUUUCCGAUUAAUUUUUACCGAUUGACUUAACUUCAAAGGCAUUUGCUUGCGUCAAAAGAAAAAAUAUAACAAAGAAAUAUACGAGAGCACAUUGUUAAAAAUUGCACCCUAUUUGAUGCUUAUUGUAUUUAAAUGACAUGUACAAUUGUUGGCGAGUUUUUAGUUGUUAAGCUUUUUAUGACGUCAUGCGUCAAACCUACUACCAACCUGACAGAUGUGUUGUUUCUAACAGUUUGUAUUAGUUUUCGCGUUUAAGCGGAAGACAGUCCUAUAGAGGGCGCUCCAAAUGAACUCCGCACUGUUUGACAGUUGACAGUGGCCUGUUUUCUCAUUUAAGACAAAUGUCAUACGUUAGUUUUGACAAAUGACAGUGACAACUGAUUGUCUUUCUUGAUUGUUUCUAUUCCCUCAUUCAAGUUCCUUUUCUAUGUUCUUGCAUUGACUCACUUAAAUAAGUUUUUUUCAUUGUUUUGCUCUCAAAAGUGUGUUCUUCAAGGCUCUUUUAGAGACUUGUCAAACGUCAAUUUUCACUGUUGACAGUGACAGUCAAGUCUCUCUUUGGUGCUUGUCCAAGAAGGCCGGAGAAAGAAAAGGUAUUGUUCCCGUGGUAAAUCUAUUCUCGGACGUUUGCGCAGUAGCGCAAUGCGCAACGCAAAUGGCAAUAAAAUUCAACACGUAAAUAAGCGCGAUACAUACGGACGGAAAACAUGUGAGAGCGGGAGUGACAGAAAAACGAGCGAGGGAAAGAGAUAAACGAUGAGAUCCGUGAGAGAGUGGGGAAAAGUACAUGGGGUAAACAGAGGAGACAUCUCUCCUCCCUCCAGUCUUCUUGUGCUUGUCCAUACAUCAGUUUUGACAGUUGGUAGUGACAGCUGAUUGUUUCUGUUUGUUACUUUUCGUACGUCAGUUUUGACAGUGACAAUUGAUUGUUUCUAUUCCCUCAUUUUAGUUUCUUUCCAGCGUUCUUGGAUAGAACUCACCUUAAUAGAUUUUAUCUUGUUUUUCAGUGUUUUGCUUUCAAAAGUGUGUUCUUCAAGGGUCUUUUAGAGACUUGUCAAACGUCAAUUUUCACAGUUGAGAGUGACAGUUAAGUCUCUCUUUGGUGCUUGUCCAAGAAGACCGGAGAGAGGAGAGAUACUGUUCCCGUGCUAAAAGCUAUUCUCGGACGUUUGCGCAGUAGUGCAAUGCGCAACGCAAAUAAAAAUAAAAAACAACACGGAAAUAAGCGCGAAACAUGCGGACGGAAAACAUGUGAGAGCGGGAGUGACAGAAAAACGAGAGAGAGAAAGAGACAAACGAUGAGAUCCGUAAGAGAGUGGGGAAAAGUACAUGGGGUAAACAGAGGAGAUAUCUCUUCUCCCUCCAGUCUUCUUGUGAUUGUCUGUUUUCUUAUUCAAGGCAAGUGUCAUACGUCAGUUUGCAUAGUGACAGUUGACAAGUUUCUCUUUAACAUUCUCACACGUCAGUUUUGACAGCUGACAGUGACAGUUGACCGAUUCUGCACCCUCAGUCAAGUUUCUUUUCAAACUUUUUAAGUUCAACUCACAUAAACAAAUUUCAUUUUGUUUUUCUCUCAAAAGGGUUCUCGUUCGAGCCUUUGUAGGUAAUAUGUCAUACGUCAGUUUUGACAGUUGAUUGUAUCUUUUCAAUGUUCUUGGGUUGUCAUUCAUCACUACCUUCCUCUUGUCAUAUGUCAAUUUUGACAGUUUCUGAUGACAGUUAAAGUUUUUCUUUGACACUUGUUUCACGUCAGGUUGAUUCUUCCUUUUCCCUCUGUUUGCUCUUAAAAGGAGGUAACUCUUAUAGGCGUGGUUUGACACGACUAUGAAUACCAGUUCUAAACAUAAAACUGGCAACAGUGAUCUAAAUUACAUUGACAACUAUGACAUUUAGUCAAUCGAGUCAACGAUCGUCGUCAAAGUAAGUUUCUCGAUUCUUCUUGGGUCUCUCGCUCAUUACUCUCAUUGCUACUAACGUCUAUGUUUCUUGAGGGACAAUAUAUCAUAUCAUAGAUGAUAUGUCAGUUGACAUUUAUCUACCUUUAACGAGUUUCAAGUAGGGAAAAUGUCAACUGUCAUCUUUAAGGUUAGAUGUCACUUCAACUUUUAAGACUCUCGUCAAGAACUUUUCUGGCUUGUUUAGAGUUAAGUCUGUUAUUCGUGAAGUACGACAUUUGCCCACAUUCUCCAAUUUUAACGAAAGUUAAGACACUUAUUUUGACAAUUAAAGGCAAAGGUCCGGCUCUGUUUUUUUCAUAUCUCAAGGCAUAUAAGCAGCCGAAGUUGCGCAAUCUCGUUGCGACGCAGACAAAGCAAUAGAAAUUCCACGUGACCAACAGGGAGUGGUCAUCUCCUGUCUUUACUAAACUCCUUGUUUUCGUUUUUUAAAUUCUAAGCAAAGAUGGCGACCAUUGAGCAAAUUCUAUCGAUUUUAAGCAAAAAGUUCAUAACCUACAGGAAACCAGGGGAUCUAUAAGAGCGUCUGCGCACGUACGACUAAAGUUGCGCAAUCUGCUGGCUGCAUAGUUGAAGUUGCGCAAAGAAAGUGCGACCCAAGCACGCGCGCCGUUUUUACGCUUUAGUGGCGCUUUUUUCCGAUAAAAGAAAAAAAAUCCUGGAAAACAUAAUUUAUGAAAAACUGCAAUUUCCAAUGAGAAAGGACGUGAUCACAUUAAAUAUGGUUUAAAGCGCAUGCCGCUUGCGUUUGCGCAACAUUUCCGCCCCCUAACGGUGGUAAAUUAAACUUCUGUAGAAGCGAAACGGUUUUGCAAUUACUUUUCACAGUUGACAGUGACAGUUAAGUCUCUCUUUGGUGCUUGUCCAAGAAGACCGGAGAGAGGAGAGGUAUUGUUCCCGUGGUAAAAGCUAUUCUCGGACGUUUGCGCUGUAACGUGAUGCGCAACGCAAAUGGAAAUAAAAAAUCAACACGUGAAUAAGCGCGAAACAUGCGGACGGAAAACAUGUGAGAGCGGGAGUGACAGAAAAACGAGCGAGGGAAAGAGACAAACGAUGAGAUCCGUGAGAGAGUGGGGAAAAGUACAUGGGGUAAACAGAGGAGAUAUCUCUCCACCCUUCAGUCUUCUUGUGCUUGUUUAUACAUCAGUUUUGACAGUUGGUAGUGACAGCUGAUGUUUUUGUUUGUUACUUACGUCAGUUUUGACAGUGACAAUUGAUUGUUUCUAUUCCCUUAUUUAAGUUUCUUUUCAGUGUUCUUGGAUAGAACUCACCUUAAUAGAUUUUAUUUUUUUUUUCAGUGUUUUGCUCUCAAAAGUGUGUUCUUCUUCAUUGGAAGUCUUCAUUGGAAGCUUGUCAUAAGUCAAUUUUGACAGUUCUUAGUGACCAUGGAUUAUCUGUUUUCUUAUUCAAGGCAAGUGUCAUACGUCAGUUUGCAUAGUGACAGUUGACUUUAACAAGAGUUUCUCUUUAACACUUCUCACACGUCAGUUUUGACAGCUGACAGUGACAGUUGACCGAUUCAGCUCCCUCAGUUAAGUUUAUUUCAAAGUUUUUAAGUUCAACUCACAUAAACAGUUUUGACAGCUGACAGUGACAGUUGACCGAUUCUGCUCCCUCAGUCAAGUUUUUUUUCCAAGUUUUUAAAUUCAACUCACAUAAACAGAAUUCAUUUUGUUUUUCUGUCAAAAGUGUUCUCGUUCAAGCCUUCGUAGGUAACUUAUCAUACGUCAGUUUUGACAUUGACUGUAUCUUUUCAAUGUUCUUGAGUUGUCAUUCACCACUACAUUCCUCUUGUCAUAUGUCAAUUUUGACAGUUUCUGAUGACAGUUAAAGUUUUUCUUUGACACUUGUUUCACGUCAGGUUGAUUUUUCCUUUUACCUCUGUUUGCUCUUAAAAGGAGGUAAUUCUUAUAGGCGUGGUUUGACACGACUACGAAUACCAGUUCAACAUAAAACUGGCAACAGUGAUCUAAAUUACAUUGACAGAUAUGACAACUAUGACAUUUAGUCAAUCGAGUCAACGAUCGUCGUCAAAGUAAGUUUCUCGAUUCUUCUUGGGUCCCUCGCUCAUUACUCUCAUUGCUACUAACGUCUAUGUUUCUUGAGGGACAAUAUGCUAUAUCAUAGAUAAUACGUCAGUUGACAUAUAUCUACAUUUAAAGAUUUUCAAAUACGGAAAAUGUCAUAUGUCAUAUGUCAUACGUCACAAAUCUUUAAGGUCAGACUUCACUCUAACAUUUAAGAAUCUCAUCAAUAACUUUUCUGGCUUGCUUAGAGUCAAGUCUGUCAUUCGUGACGUACGACAUUUACCCAUAUUCUUCAAUUUUAACGACAUCCGGUGGAACUGUCAUACGUCAUAAACCUCUAGUGUCAGAAGUCAAUCUACUUAACCAGUACUCGUGACAUCUUCUUGAUAAUUAGGACAUUUGACAAAUGACAUUUAAACGCCAUGAAAUCACUUUUAUCGAUUGAAAUACUCGCUUCUUAUUGGUUGUAAUACCUUAACCAUUAAGAAGCCAGCUUUACAACCAAUAAAAACAAUUUCACGUCAUAGGGAUUAAAAUCGCAGAAAGCGCGUACAUGUUAACUGUCAUAUGUCAUACGUCUACGCGUGGCAGGGCAUGUAAUGGGCGAGUGACACAAGAUGGCCUCACUAAUUGUCAUUGUUGUCAUAUAUGUCACCGUUGUCUAUGGCAAAAUAUGGUACCAGAACGAUUCUUGACGUUUGACAACUGAAAUACUGGCUUUCUGUUGGUUGUAAUACCCUGGCCAAUGACAAACUAGUAUUUCAGUCAAUACGGACAAAUUUAGACAAAGAAAACGCCAUUAAUUUUUGCUCCAAUGCGUCUUUCAUCUCCUUUUAACAUUAAGGCGGGCCAAUACAUUUUCAGAGGUCCUUGUUACACCCACUGUUAUUUUCCUAGUGGUGUUCCUAUAAAAUAGAGAUGAGUAGAGUCUAGGAUCUCAAUUAUAUUUGCCUCUUGCAAGAGAGAUCUUUCUUUUGCAUACACUCUCCUAGAUUUCUUACUACAAUUGCAAAGGAUUGAAUGGAUAUCUGGAGUUCUUAACGGAAUUUUGUCCUGGAAUGCUGUUUGGUUCCUCGGAAUCGGUUAAGGGAAAGCGAUUUCGAAGGUGAGAGUACUCAUAAGGUUCCCGAAUGGACUCUGAGUCAAAAUAUUCUCGAGAAGAGUUUUCCUACCUGCUGGAGGCCAUUAUUUAGGAUUUUCUGCUGUCAAAUUGUACUCAGGACGUUCAGGAGCAAAAGGAACGUUGUUCUGAUUCACUCACUCAUGAGGAAUUCUUUGGAUAUUCAGGCAGUCAGAACAACAGUAGAUCAGAGUUCAUUUGGACCCUCCUGUGUAGAGUUUUAAUUUUCUCUUUUUUAUCGAGGCUUGAGGACCACUCAUUGACCUCGAAACAUUGACUAUUUAUCAAAUUAAAAGUGUUCUAUAUCACGUUUUUGUUAUGUAAGCUAUAUGAAAGAAGAAUCGCUUGCAAACUUAUAGAAACCGAUAUUUCCAGAAUAUAGUACCAUAAAAAUACAA
Messenger RNA from Anthonomus grandis grandis, 7571 nucleotides. RefSeq lists its product as uncharacterized. Lineage: Eukaryota; Metazoa; Arthropoda; Insecta; Coleoptera; Curculionidae. The transcript is spliced from 6 exons. Bases 182 to 799 code for a protein of 205 amino acids. The record is from RefSeq and is a predicted model, not a curated record. Gene Ontology annotation, molecular function: calmodulin binding.